AUGAAUUCAGAAUCACAAUCAUACACCGAUGCUCUGGAAGAGAUUUUUGAUAAUAAUUUUGUCGAAAAUCGAUCUUCAGAUUUAGGGGAGUAUGAAUUUGAAUCAAACAAUAUUUAUCUUGAACAUCAUAACCCUCUGCAGGAAGGUUUAGACAUAAUAGAAAAAGGUGGAUCGUUAUCCGAAGCGGCCUUAGCAUUUGAGGCCGCUGUUCAGAAGAAUAAUAGUAAUUCUGAUGCAUGGAUGUUGUUGGGGAGUACACAGGCCCAAAAUGAAAAAGAAGAGGCCGCAAUCAGGGCCCUGCGGAAAUCCGUCGAUCUAGAUGGCACCAAUCUACCCGCUCUUAUGAAUCUUACUGUCAGUUAUAUUAACGAAGGGUUAAAUCUCGAGGCGUAUCUCACUCUUGAAAGGUGGCUUACUGCAAAAUAUCCAGAUGUGGUAGCCCAGACGGAACCCAUGGAUGAACCUACAGACACACGUACUCGAGUCAUUAAUCUUUUUCAAACAGCUGCCCGUAGCGCGCCGGAAGGUCAGGAGAUGGAUCCCGACGUUCAAAUUGGGCUGGGUAUUCUCUUUUAUAGUAGUGGAGCGUCUGAUAAGGCCGUCGAUCACUUUAAGUCAGCGUUAAACAUUCGAAAAGAUGAUUACCAGUUGUGGAAUCGCUUAGGUGCCACUCUAGCUAAUUCUGGUCGUUCAGAAGAUGCCAUCGAGGCUUAUUAUAAAGCUUUAGAGUUAAAGCCAACAUUUGUUCGUGCACGUUUCAAUCUGGGAGUUAGUUGUUUGAAUCUUAAACGUUACCAAGAGUCGGUCAAACAUCUACUUAGUGCCCUAAAUAUGCAUCAAACGAGUCCGGGCAAUGAUGGAUUAAAGAAUACUAGUGCUAGCCUUCGACAUGCUUUAGAGAGAGUAUUUCAAUCGAUGGAUCGAAAUGAUUUAAGUGAAAAGCUUAAUAACGGUUUAGGUAUUGACCAAUUUCGAGACGAAUUCGAAUUUUAG
Molecule: messenger RNA, 993 nt
Organism: Acaulospora colombiana
Lineage: Eukaryota; Fungi; Glomeromycota; Glomeromycetes; Diversisporales; Acaulosporaceae
Source: the annotation of a GenBank genome assembly